ACAGCUUCUAGGCCUGGCUUUGGCCUGCAUCGGCUUUCUGGGGAGCAUCAUUAGCUGUGCUCUCCCCCCAUGGAGAAUCACGAAAACCUUCAGGGAUUACGAAAUGCCCUUCUCCGUGGUGGAGGGUUUAUGGAAGAGAUGUGUGAUCUCACCAACAGGUGAAAUGGAGUGCAUGGGGUACGAGUAUAUGCUGUUACCUUUAGACAUGAAGGCUGCCAGAGGACUCAUCAUCACUGCCAUUAUCAUUGAGGUCCUUGGGAUCCUGCUUGGUGUGGCUGGGAGAAAUUGUAUGAACUUUGUGCCAGACGAAAGACAAAGGAGGAAAAUGGCUCUGACUUCUGGAAUUGCCUUCCUCAUUGCAGGCUUCUUUGUUCUCAUCCCAGUCAGCUGGACAACCAACACCAUCAGUGAUCAUUUUGAGCCUAUCGAGUCUUUUAAUCAUCCUGAUUAUCUGCUACUUAAAAAGAUGGAGUUAGGAGCUGCGCUCUACAUUGGCUGGUUCACUACUGUCCUUCUGUUCCUGGGAGGAGGCCUCGUCUGCAGCUCCUUUUUCCGCAGAAAUGGAACUGAGUAA
This is a messenger RNA of Neolamprologus brichardi, 574 nucleotides long. RefSeq names its product claudin-4-like. Gene Ontology annotation, cellular component: bicellular tight junction; membrane. Gene Ontology annotation, molecular function: structural molecule activity. The record is from RefSeq and is a predicted model, not a curated record. NCBI's taxonomy places the organism in Eukaryota, Metazoa, Chordata, Actinopteri, Cichliformes, Cichlidae.